AUGCGGUCCAACAAACCGUUUGGUCGAGGAUACUCUACAAUAAUGGAUCCAUGGACCAUAGUCCAGAGUUUUCCCAAUCGAUCUACAUGGCAAAUGAUAAGAAAGCGUGGCGUAGCGCCGAAGACGCUGGAGAUAUGUCUUGUCAUAAGUAGGCAGCUGAGACGAGCAUACGACUCCGAGCCGACGCACGUUAACCGACAGAGUCGGUUUAUUCGAUCGAGCGAACCGCAGGGUAUGCAUCUCCAGGCCAGAUUGCGAGCAGAGCAGGAAAAUUCAUAUCCAACCAGAGACCAGAGACUAUGGAUGGGACUGUUGACAUUGCAAGGAAUUAUUGAUUAUAAACCAAGCUUCCAACCCUCUAUUCCGACAGAUUACUCAAUCAGAAUAGUAGCAGGUUAUCCUGGGAUGUUCGAGUCAGUUGGCACGGUAUCACCUGCUCCAGGGUGCAUGUGA
This is a messenger RNA of Aspergillus calidoustus, 453 nucleotides long. The record is from the annotation of a GenBank genome assembly. NCBI's taxonomy places the organism in Eukaryota, Fungi, Ascomycota, Eurotiomycetes, Eurotiales, Aspergillaceae.